CCGUUUUAGUUUUUACUCCGGUGUAAGUAAAAAUAUAACAUUAAUCAUUCAUGCGAUUCACACGGCUAUUACUGGCACGAGUCAUGCCUUCUGUUGUGAAGAAUUUCGAUUAUCUGGUGCUCGGAGGAGGAUCUGGGGGGAUCGCCAGUGCCAGAAGAGCGGCCGAGUUCGGUGUCAAAGUGGCAGUAGUGGAGCAGUCGCGAUGGGGAGGCACAUGUGUAAAUGUGGGAUGUGUUCCGAAAAAAGUAAUGUUCAACACAGCAAUGCAUGCGGAAAUGAUGAAGCAUUAUAAGGACUAUGGCUUUGAUGUGCAGUAUAAAGGAUUUGACUGGGGAGUCAUCAAGAAAAGUAGAGAUGCUUACAUCAAAAGGCUGAAUGCUAUCUAUGAAACUAAUUUGGGAAAGUCCAAAGUAGAAACUUUAGAUGGUAAAGCCACUUUCACAGACGAUGGAUGUGUUGAGGUGAAUGGUCAGAAGUACAGUGCUGAUCAUAUAUUAGUAGCCACUGGCGGUCAUCCUUUUAUACCAAACAUCCCAGGUGCCGAGCAUGGUAUAUCAAGUGAUGGCUUCUUUGAAUUGGAAAAGUUGCCAAAGAAGGUGGUGGUGAUAGGUGCUGGGUAUAUUGCUGUGGAGCUGGCUGGGAUUUUUAAUGCACUCGGAUCCGACACUUCAAUCAUGAUCCGAUACGACAAGGUACUCAGGACAUUCGACUCCAUGGUUAGUGACACUGUUACCGCAAACAUGGAACAUGAUGGGGUGAAGGUCAUUAGAAGGACACAGACUACAUCGGUGAGGAAGGAGGAUAAUGGUACCUUGACCUUGGAGACUACUGGAGGUCAAAUAACAGAUGUUGAUUGUCUCUUGUUUGCAAUUGGUCGAAAUCCUAGUACACAAGGAUUGAAUCUGGAAAAACAGGGAGUCAAGUUGGACAGCAAAGGUCAUAUCAUUGUGGAUACCUUCCAGAACACUGACAACAAAAACAUCUACGCACUGGGGGAUGUCUGUGGCAAAGCUCUUCUCACUCCAGUUGCCAUUGCUGCUGGUCGCAGAUUAGCACACAGAUUAUUCAACAACGAAAGUGAUUUAAAGCUGGAUUACGACAAUAUAGCCACAGUAGUGUUCUCUCAUCCUCCUACGGGUACUAUAGGACUCACAGAAGAGGAAGCUCGUACAAAGCAUGGCGAUGACAAGAUAAAGGUUUACUCCUCUGUCUUCACGCCUAUGUACUACGCAGUAGCCGAGGAAAAACACAAGUGUAGCAUGAAACUCAUUUGUCUCUUACCUGAAGAAAAGGUGAUUGGAUUACACAUGGUGGGGCAAGGUGUGGAUGAGAUGCUUCAAGGAUUCGCAGUUGCCAUCAAGAUGGGUGCCACGAAGAAAGAGUUUGAUAAUACUGUUGCCAUCCACCCGACAUCAGCUGAGGAGCUUGUUACAAUGAGAUAAAUCUAACUGUAUUGGAGAAAACCAGGAUGCCAAUCACUUUAAUAUUACAGAAAAUAAUUUAACAAAUUUGCAUAAAGUUCUUUCUCAGUAUAUUCAAUAAAUAUGCAAUAUUCA
Pecten maximus is the source of this 1556-nucleotide messenger RNA. RefSeq names its product glutathione reductase, mitochondrial-like. Gene Ontology annotation, cellular component: cytosol; mitochondrion. Bases 51 to 1442 code for a protein of 463 amino acids. NCBI's taxonomy places the organism in Eukaryota, Metazoa, Mollusca, Bivalvia, Pectinida, Pectinidae. Gene Ontology annotation, biological process: glutathione metabolic process; cellular response to oxidative stress; cell redox homeostasis. Gene Ontology annotation, molecular function: glutathione-disulfide reductase (NADPH) activity; NADP binding; flavin adenine dinucleotide binding. The transcript is spliced from 11 exons. The record is from RefSeq and is a predicted model, not a curated record.